Molecule: messenger RNA, 813 nt
Organism: Paramisgurnus dabryanus
Lineage: Eukaryota; Metazoa; Chordata; Actinopteri; Cypriniformes; Cobitidae
Gene: cremb
Product: cAMP responsive element modulator b
Biological process (GO): regulation of transcription by RNA polymerase II
Cellular component (GO): nucleus; ATF4-CREB1 transcription factor complex
Molecular function (GO): DNA-binding transcription factor activity, RNA polymerase II-specific; RNA polymerase II cis-regulatory region sequence-specific DNA binding
Source: RefSeq, a predicted model, not a curated record
CUAAUGAUGUCAUAGUGAUGUCAGUAGCCCUGAGAGUGACUACACAUUGAGCUUGUGGUUUGGGUAGCAUUGCAUACCGACAGUAGAGAGACGCAGGCAAGCUUUUAGCUCACUACACAUGGCUGUGACUGGAGAUGAGACAGAAUCAGCAUCCACUGGAGAUAUGUCGGCGUAUCAGAUUCGUUCUCCUACCUCUAGCCAUUCCCAGGGAAUAGUCAGCUCACCUGGCUCUGUGCCCAGCCCGCAGCAGCUGUCCGAGGAGGCAUCACGCAAGAGGGAACUCCGUCUGAUGAAAAACAGGGAAGCUGCUCGGGAAUGCCGCCGGAAGAAGAAAGAAUAUGUCAAAUGUCUCGAAAACCGAGUCGCCGUACUUGAAAAACAAAACAGGACACUCAUUGAAGAACUCAAGGCCCUGAAAGACCUGUACAGUCACAAAACCGAGUAGCAACAAACCUUUACAAGUCACACACCAAAGACUCUGAUGUGUACAGAUAUGACACAAACACGUUUAUCACGCAGCGUCUAGCCACCGCUCGUAACAGUCGUCUAAUGACAGCUGCAUGGCCGCGUCGUCCCGCAUGUUGAAGAUGUGUGUGUGUGCUGGUGGCCACAGAGCGCUCCUAAGCCAUUGAAUGUGGUGUGUUGCUUGUGUCGCUUGUGCUUUUUGCAGGGUGGCAGCUAAAGAGUGCAGGCAAAGGAAGAAGGAGUACGUACGGGACUUAGAAACUCGUCUCACUGCGAUGGAGAACCAGAACAAGAAGCUUACAAAAGAGCUGGAACAUAUAAAGACACUGUACAGUGGAACGUCCGGUU